UAUAAAUGCACAUAAUUUAAUUGUAAACACCUGUUGACAGAGCUGCGCCUUGGCGGAACCAGUAAGAAGUUAGGUGUUUUCUUCCUCUUUUUGUUUAUUUUUAGCCUGUGUUUUAAUAUUUGUUGUCUGAUUGCUAACUUACGAGCACAGCGCUCUUCUGUGUUAAUGAACGUGUCGGCGUUUCCCCGCCUGAGUUUGGUGGCCUGCCCCGGCAGGGUCAGUGCUGCUGCUAACAAGCCCGCCGGCUGGCGAGGGCCAUGGGCACCAUGAUUAGAAUCUUCCAGUGCUUCUCCUGCCAGGAAGGGGACCGAUUCCAGGUCAAUAAGGGGAUGAAGAUGCUCCCGCAGAGAGAGCUCACGGACACAUUUUCUUUUUCCUUUUUGUGCCAAAAGGACCCUCAGUUGAUUGAUAAGCUAAUGCAAAACCUGGAACCCAAUAAGGACAACGAAGUGGAUUUUAAUGAAUUUGUGGUCAAGGUGGGCGCCCUGACAGUUGCUUGUAAUGAUUACUUUGUAGAACAAUCGAAGAAGAAAGGAAAGUAGAGAUAAGUAGCAAGCUAAUCUAAAGGCAGAAAUAUAUCCAAAGUUAAUUACUUAUUAUUCAUUUAUCCCCUUCAAAGUUAUAGAUACUGUAAUGCGGCUGUUCUCAACCUGUGGGUCCUUUCACAGGGGU
Molecule: messenger RNA, 672 nt
Organism: Myotis myotis
Lineage: Eukaryota; Metazoa; Chordata; Mammalia; Chiroptera; Vespertilionidae
Gene: S100Z
Product: S100 calcium binding protein Z
Cellular component (GO): cytoplasm
Source: RefSeq, a predicted model, not a curated record